AUGCCUCAACUGUCAUCUUCAUCUUCAAAUUUUAUUAAUGAAUAUUCACUACCUCAAGUUCAUAAUAAUCAGACUUCAGUUGCUUCUAAAAUGACAAUUCGAGAACGAAAAAGAAUUGGUGAAGGUGCUUUUGGUACUGUUGUUGAAGCUUUAUUAAAAUAUGAUGAACCAAAGGACAAUAAUAUAAUACAGAUCAAUGGGAAUUCUUCUUCUCCUUGUGAGUGGCUUGGACCAUUUGCAAUUAAACGAGUACCUGCUCAAACAGAAUAUAAAUCAAGAGAAUUAGAAAUAUUAAGAGUCGUAAAUCAUCCAAAUAUUGUAUCUUUACGAUUUUUUUUCGAUAAAACAAGUUCAAAUGAUAAUAAAAUUUAUCAAAAUUUAGUUAUGGAAUGUUUACCAAGUAAUUUACAGAAUGAAAUUAAAUAUUAUCGACAACUGAAAUAUACUAUACCAUAUCCACAUAUGAAAGCUUAUACUUUUCAAUUAGUUAGAGCGAUGUUAUAUUUACAUGGAUUUGGAAUAUCACAUCGAGAUAUAAAACCUUCAAAUAUUUUAAUUGAUCCAUUAACUGUACGAUUAAAAAUUUGUGAUUUUGGAAGUGCUAAAAAAUUGGAGUUAAAUCAACCAAGUGUAAGUUAUAUAUGUAGUAGAUAUUAUCGAGCUCCAGAAUUAAUUAUUGGCUGUUCUUUAUAUACUACAAAAAUAGAUAUAUGGGGUUUAGGUUGUGUUAUUGCUGAAAUGUUCUUAGGCAAACCAAUUUUUCAAGGUCAAUUUCCAGAAACUCAAUUAAAAGAAAUUGCAAAAUUAUUAGGUCCACCUCCAAAUACAUUUUUUUUUAACAAUAAUCCUCAAUAUAGAGGUAAUAUGUAUACGACAAAAUUAUUUACAUGUUCAAUAAAGGAGAGAUUUGAACAAAUUUUUAGUAAUUCUCCACAAGAUGCAAUUGAUUUAUUAAUGAAAAUAUUAGUUUAUGAUCCUGAAUUAAGAGCAAGUCCAAGAAGAGUUUUAAUACAUCCCUUUUUCAAUGAAUUAAAAUCAAAAAAUUUUAAAGUAUAUCCUCGAGGUUCAAGUGAAUCAAUUGAAUUAAAUUUAUUUAAUUUUUCUGAUUUUGAAUUGGAAUUAUUAGGAUCUUUUAAAAAUGAAUUAAAAAUAACGUAA
Messenger RNA from Insectozyma verbasci, 1158 nucleotides. The record is from the annotation of a GenBank genome assembly. Lineage: Eukaryota; Fungi; Ascomycota; Pichiomycetes; Serinales; Debaryomycetaceae.